AAUUAAAAAGACAAUAUUCACUCAAUGCUGCAAUAUAUUUAUAUUAAGUUAAUAUAGAGUUAACUAAGGCAACUAAUAAUAUACAACAAGAAGGGUUUAUACCAAAUUAAAUAAACAACAAGUACGAGAAAACGGCAACAAAAUGCGCUUCACUUACAAUCAGUAUAGAUAUUACGAGUCCGGCUAUCGUAUUCCAUCCAAAAUGCACAACCUGAGCCAUCAUCACGGCGGCAAUGGCAAUGGCAGUGCUGGCAAGAUCAACAGCAACAACAGCAGCAACAGCAACAACGCCAACAGCAACAACCAUCACAACAACCACCAUCACAACAACAACAGCAACAACAACAACAGCAACAAUACAAACACAAAUGCAUAUCAACAUCAUUACAAAACCAAUUUUGGCAUGCGCAUGACCAUGUCCACAAACUCAACGAUGAGUCCGCGGAUACAUCGCAAAGGCUUUCGGAUACCUUCGAAAAGACAGCCUGGCAAGGGACUGCCGGGUAAACUGCACACCAUAGCCCGGACGGGACCGGGAAAACUUGUGCCUGGCAAGCGAAUACCACAGCGACCGCAUCCGCCGCCCUGCGACAAUUCGAAUGACAGCGGUCUGGGAUUUGAUCAGCACACGGAGCUGCGCAAUGGUGCGGCUGCUGUUGCUGCUGAUGCCAGGAGCAAUGGUGGCAGCGCCUCGGGCAGUGGGCAGCACACAAAUCUGUUGGUGAACAGCGCGUUGAACAACAGCGUGGCCGUCACCAACUCGCUGCAACAGCAUCAUCAGCACCAGCAGCAGCAGCAGCAACAGCAACAGCAGCAACAUCAUCAGCAACCGCAGCAACAUUCACCGCAGCAGCAUUUAAUACGCGCGAUACCCGUUUCAAGAUUCAUUGGAACGCGCGCCGUAACCCGCGUGGCCAACAAAAGGCAACCAGCGACACCAUUGAACAGCAUCGCCAGCUCCAAUGAUGGCCAUGUCCAGCUAGAGAUUGUCUCCCAGCCGGAGCAACAGCAUCGCGCCCGUUACCAGACCGAGGGUAGCCGCGGCGCAGUCAAGGAUCGCAGCGGCAACGGUUUCCCCAUUGUCCGGCUAACCGGCUAUGAAAAGUCAGCCGUGCUCCAGGUGUUCAUUGGCACGGACAUUGGACGCGUCGCACCGCAUAUGUUCUAUCAGGCGUGCAAGGUGGCUGGCAAGAAUUCAACGCAGUGCAACGAGAAGAAGGUCGACGGCACCAUGGUCAUUGAGAUUGAUUUCAAGCCCGAAACGGACAUGACCAUCACCUGCGAUUGCGUUGGCAUCCUUAAGGAACGCAAUGUCGAUGUGGAGCACCGUUUCCCGGAGCACCUAGCACAGAAGAAUAAGAAGAAGUCAACACGUUGUCGCAUGGUCUUUCGCACGCAGCUAACACGCGACGAUGGCAGCACUGAGACGCUGCAGGUCUGCUCCAAUCCCAUCAUAUGCACUCAGCCACCAGGCGUACCAGAGAUCUGUAAAAAAUCACUCAACUCUUGCCCCGUCGAUGGCGGUCUGGAGCUGUUCAUCAUUGGAAAGAACUUUUUGAAGGACACGCACGUUGUGUUCCAGGAGACCUACGACAGUGUCAAUGCCGAUGAUCCGGCAGCCGAGAUAGUAGGCCAUCAGCAGCUGAUCGGUGGAACGGCAGCGCUUUGGGAACAGAGCGUGUUGCCCGACAAGGAGUAUUUGCAUCAGACACAUUUGAUCUGCACAGUGCCGCCAUAUCAGCAUCAGAAUCUGCUAAAGCCGGUCAGCGUUCAGGUGUCAAUCGUCUCGAGCGGCAAGAAGAGCGAGCCGCACACCUUCACCUACACCCCCAAGGGCAGCUAUACGACUCUAGCGGCGGCCAGCACGUUAAGUAGCACAAUGCAUAGCCAAGAUGUGGCCAACUUCAUGGACACGAGCAACGCGCCCGCCAACAACUCCGCCUGGGUGGGCAACAAUGGCAGCAGCAAUGCCGCCGCCGUUGUCGCCGCGGGCGGGAACGUUGUGGAAACGAAACAUGAACUGGAUUUGGGCAUGAUGCCGCCACCGAUCACGACACAGAUACCGAUGGGACUGCGCCGCUCAUCGCUGUCCGGGGCGACGCCCAUGAUAACGGAUCAGCAGCUGGUGCAUCUGAGCAGCGCGGAUGCGGCACUGAAGAGCGAGCUGCUGGACGAGAACAGCUCGCUCAGCCCCCAUACAGCCGAAGCGCUCCACUCGCCGGAGGCACUCAAUCCGUGCAGCCCCAAUGCGCUGCAGUAUCAUGCGCAUUAUGCGCGCAAGGCCAGCCUGGACACGAUCAUGUACGAUCAGUCGAAUAGUAUGCCCGGCUUUCCAGUGCCCGCUGCGUCAACGGUGGAACUGGAUCCCGCCUCCGCGGUCGCUGUGGCCGUUGGCCUGGCCGUCAAGCACGAAAUUGUCCAGCAUGUGGUGCAGCAGCAGCAGCAGCAACAACAGCAGCAACAGCAGCAGCAGCAGCAGCAACAGCAGCAGCAGUCGGCAGCAAAUGUGCACAAGUUCAUUGAUGAUCUGACCAAGUCCACGUCUGUGGUCAACAGCAAUGGCACCAGUGAGCCGGCGCUGUUCACCGGCUCGUCGGUCAUUGACCACGCCCUCACGGAUAUACUGCAACAGAAGGUGGGCGUACUGACGCACACACACCCGCACACGCAUACGCACGGACAUGGACACGGACACACAACGGCGACAGCUACGCCCAGCGUGCUGAAGCGAAGCCUCUCCAUCAGCAGCAACAACUCCAACUCGAGCUCGCUGUCGGGCAGCGAAACAUCACCAAAUAGCUCGCCGCUAACUCAGGACAUAAUCCUUAACUCGGAGCCGGCGGCCGCAUUGGGCGCCGGCCUGCCAUUGCAGCAAUUGGCAGCGGUGCCAGCUGCGGCUGCGGCUGCUGCUGCUGUGGCCAAUGCCGGCGGCGCUUUGUCCACGGACAUCAUCAUGAAUCCGGCUGUGUCGCCGUCAACCAUACUCUGUUCGGCAAAUGGCGCCGCCACCGCCGUGGUGGCCAACAUAUUGGCGCCCCAUCAGGUGACCAUGGCCAAUUCGAUACUGAACGACAUUGCCAUGCAGGCGGAGCCGACGCGUCAGGAUGCAGCUGUUGCUGCCUUGGCGCUAAGCAACAUUAUGAUGAGUCCGCCGAAUGCUGCCGCCGGCGUUGAUGUCGGUGACACCCUGCCGCCGACGCCCGCUGUCAUGCAGCCGGAGGUGGCUGCCACAGCCACCUCGACGGCCGUUAGCAACAUGAUAAUAAAGGCUGCUGCUGAUUUUAUAACUACACAAGAGCAGGAACAGCAUCAUUAUCACCAGCAGCAGCAGCAGCAGCAACAACAGCAACAACAACAGCAGCAACAGCAACAGCAGCAUGCGCAUGCCCAUUCGCACUCACAUCCGCAUCCGCAUCCACAUCCACAUCCACAUCCUCUCCCACAUCCGCAACAGCAGCAGCAGCAGGCAGCAAAUGCAGCCGCCACUGGCGGAGAUCCGCUAGUCAAUCUGCUGUUGAACCACACCACAUCGGAAACAGUCGCCGUGGAGGCAGCCACCGCUGCCGCCGUCGCCGCCGGCUUUCCAGCACUGUCAGCUGUCCACCUGCCCGUUGUGCCGCCCACACCACAAGAAUCUCUCAUUGUUGCGCUGGCCACUGAGAACGCAUUGCAAAAGUCUGUGGCCACUGCGGCCGUUACCACCAAUGGAGCUGUGAUGACACAGCAGGCAUCGGCGCCCAGCAGCGCCGGCAGCAUUCUGCCAGCCGCCGUUGGCGCCGUCGCUGCGGCCGCCGCAGUCGCUGUGCAGCCGCCUAUACCCCAGGAGCUGACCACAAUGUCCGACCAAGAUCUAAUCAGUUACAUCAAUCCGAGCACCUUCGAUCAGCUUUAAACGGCGAUAGAUCAACAAAUUAAACUAUAGGGUUAUUUUAAUAAACUAAGGGGAAACCACACAGGCCUAAUCCUAAGCGUUAACAUAUAAAAAACACACCCACACACACACACCCACACACACACACACACACACACACACCCACACACACACACCCACACACACGCACACAGUUUAAUGUGGACCAAAUUGUUUGUAUCAUUCGGUUAGCUUAAACAAUUUUACCAACAAUGAGAAAAGUGCAAUGAAAAACACCUCUCUCUUUCACACCCACACACACACACACGCACACACACACACAUUUGUAUCGUUUUAAGCACACUUGUUAAGCUGUAGACCCUAUAGAUAUACCUUUUUUUUUGUUUUUGUUAAAUUUAAAUUGAUUUUUUGUCAACAAAAGUCAAAUUAUCUCAAAAAUGAUAACGACUGCCAUAUAAAUACAUAAAUAAAACAGAAGCAAUCGCCCCAACUAAAUAAUAAUACAUGAAAACAAAUCAACAAUUGCAGUUAACCAAUUAAAUAUACAUUUUAAAACAGAUUUUAACUAAUUUACUAUUCUAUUAAUUUUCUAUUUGCGUAUUAUUAUUUUGUUGCGUUUAUGUCCCGAAACUUUCUGAAAGUUCAAGUCUGAUUUGAUAUAC
Messenger RNA from Drosophila novamexicana, 4533 nucleotides. RefSeq names its product nuclear factor of activated T-cells 5 (gene NFAT). The record is from RefSeq and is a predicted model, not a curated record. NCBI's taxonomy places the organism in Eukaryota, Metazoa, Arthropoda, Insecta, Diptera, Drosophilidae. The transcript has 10 exons. Gene Ontology annotation, molecular function: DNA-binding transcription factor activity, RNA polymerase II-specific; transcription factor binding; RNA polymerase II cis-regulatory region sequence-specific DNA binding. Gene Ontology annotation, cellular component: transcription regulator complex. Gene Ontology annotation, biological process: regulation of transcription by RNA polymerase II. Bases 143 to 3892 code for a protein of 1249 amino acids.